Messenger RNA from Sorex araneus (European shrew), 9759 nucleotides. RefSeq names its product phosphorylase kinase regulatory subunit alpha 2 (gene PHKA2). Gene Ontology annotation, cellular component: phosphorylase kinase complex. The transcript is spliced from 33 exons. The coding region runs from base 689 to 4405 and encodes 1238 amino acids. Gene Ontology annotation, biological process: glycogen metabolic process. The record is from RefSeq and is a predicted model, not a curated record. Lineage: Eukaryota; Metazoa; Chordata; Mammalia; Eulipotyphla; Soricidae. Gene Ontology annotation, molecular function: calmodulin binding.
GGGCCGGGGCGUGUCCCGGGCGUCCAGGUGGCCUAGGCACCGGCCAGGCCUGAGUCUCCAACCUCCGCGGAGAUCGGGGGUCGGCGGCGGAUCGGGAGGGACGGGACUCCGGGAGGCAGACCGGUUGCCGCCUGGGGCCAGUUCCCCGCGGCUCCCGCAAUCCCCCCUUGGAAGUCCCCCCCCCCCCGCCUCGAGCGGCGACGCGGAGGGUUUCGGUCGGCCGUGGGGGCGGGGCCGGGGGCGGGGCCGGGACGGGUCGCGGCGGGCAGGGAAGGCCAAAUUGGGGGGUUGGAGGCCGGCCCGGAAUUCUCCCGCUCGCCGCCCCCCCGCUCCCGCGAUCGAAGACAAAAAAAGAAAAAGGCUCGGUGCUGGCGUCGUCGCCCCGCGAUCCCCGCUCUCCCCGUUUAUCUGGAGGCCUCUCUCUGCACCCGUCCCCGACCCGAACCCUUGAGCGUCGGGGCCCAGGCGGGUCUGGACAAGGCGGGGCCGCCCCAGCGCCAGCGCCAGCCCCGUCCCUGCCCCCUGCAGCCUCGCAGAACCUGGCGCUCGGCCCUCACACUUCCAUUCUCUCCUUUGAAAAACUAACUCCCGACCCCUUCCGCCAGGCUCCAACCCGGGCACCGCCGGGGCCGCGGCUGCUCCUGGGCCUCCUGGCCCGACCACCGAGACCCCGGGCUCCUCGCCAGAGAUGAGGAGCCGGAGCAAUUCCGGGGUCCGCUUGGACGGAUACGCGCGCCUGGUGCAGCAGACUAUCCUGUGUUACCAGAAUCCUGUCACAGGGCUGCUGGCCGCCAGCCAUGAGCAGAAGGAUGCCUGGGUGCGGGAUAACAUCUACAGCAUCCUGGCCGUGUGGGGCCUGGCCAUGGCCUACCGCAAGAACGCUGACCGCGACGAGGACAAAGCCAAGGCCUACGAGCUGGAACAGAACGUGGUGAAGCUCAUGCGCGGACUCCUGCAGUGCAUGAUGCGGCAGGUGGAGAAAGUGGAGAAGUUCAAGUACACGCAGAGUACCAAGGACAGCCUGCACGCCAAGUACAACACUGCCACCUGCAGCACCGUGGUGGGCGACGACCAGUGGGGCCACCUCCAGGUGGAUGCCACCUCCCUCUUCCUCCUGUUCUUGGCCCAGAUGACAGCUUCUGGUUUACGGAUAAUUUUCACCCUCGAUGAGGUGGCUUUCAUACAGAAUCUUGUCUUUUACAUAGAAGCCGCAUAUAAAGUUGCUGACUACGGAAUGUGGGAACGUGGCGAUAAGACGAAUCAAGGCAUCCCCGAAUUGAAUGCGAGCUCUGUUGGAAUGGCCAAGGCAGCACUCGAGGCGAUCGAUGAGCUGGAUCUCUUUGGAGCCCAUGGCGCCCACAAGUCAGUGAUCCACGUCCUGCCAGACGAGGUUGAACACUGCCAGUCAAUUCUGUUCUCCAUGUUACCCAGAGCGUCCACGUCCAAAGAGAUCGACUCAGGGCUGCUUUCCAUUAUCUCCUUCCCUGCCUUUGCUGUAGAAGAUAUAAACCUCGUGAAUGUGACCAAAAAUGAGAUUAUUUCCAAGCUUCAGGGACGAUAUGGAUGCUGCCGUUUCCUCCGUGAUGGUUAUAAAACCCCAAGAGAGGACCCAAAUCGAUUGCAUUAUGACCCUGCUGAGCUCAAGCUCUUUGAGAACAUUGAGUGUGAGUGGCCUCUGUUCUGGACCUAUUUCAUCAUCGACGGACUCUUCAGCGGCAACGCUGUGCAGAUCCAGGAGUACCGGGAGGCCCUGGAGGGAGUAUUAAUCAGAGGCAAGGACGGAGUCCGCCUGGUGCCCGAGCUCUACGCCAUCCCACCCCACAAGGUGGACGAAGAGUAUAAGAAUCCUCACACGGUGGACAGGGUGCCCUUGGGGAAGCUGCCCCAUCUGUGGGGCCAGUCCUUGUACAUCCUCAGCUCACUGCUGGCAGAGGGGUUCCUGGCUGUGGGUGAAAUCGAUCCUUUAAAUCGAAGAUUUUCCACUUCCGUCAAACCUGAUGUCGUGGUACAAGUGACUGUGCUGGCCGAGAAUGAUCACAUUAAGGAGUUGUUGGGGAAACACGGGAUCCAUGUCCAGAGCAUUGCUGACAUUCACCCCAUCCGCGUGCAGCCGGGCCGCAUCCUCAGUCACCUCUAUGCCAAGCUUGGAAGGAAUAAGAAUAUGAAAUUGAGUGGGCGGCCUUAUCGGCACAUCGGGGUCCUCGGAACCUCGAAACUCUAUGUCAUCAGGAACCAGAUCUUCACCUUCACGCCCCAGUUCACUGACCAGCACCACUUCUACCUGGCCCUGGACAACGACAUGAUGGUGGAGAUGCUGCGGAUCGAGCUGGCGCACCUGUGCACGUGUUGGCGCAUGACAGGCCGACCCACUCUCACCUUCCCCAUCACGCACACCAUGCUCACAAAUGACGGCUCGGACAUUCAUUCUGCGAUUCUUUCUACCAUUAGAAAAUUAGAGGACGGCUAUUUCGGAGGAGCUAGAGUGAAAUUGGGGAGCCUUUCGGAAUUUCUCACGACGUCUUUCUACACCUACCUGACCUUUUUGGAUCCAGACUGUGAUGAGAAGUUGUUUGACGAUGCCAGUGAUGGCAUCUUGAGUCCUGACAGCGACUCGGACUUGGGAGGCUAUUUGGAAGAUGUAUAUAACCAGGGGAACCGAGAAAGCCCGGAUGACCUGGACCAGUAUAUCAACCACCUCCUGCAAAGCACAUCUUUGAAAUGCUUUCUUCCCCCUCUUUGUAAGAAGAAAGAAGACAGCCAUGUUUUUGGUGCUGUCCACUCCACUCGGGACAUACUUUCCAUGAUGGCCAAAGCAAAGGGUUUGGAAAUGCCAUUUGUUCCCAUGACUUUGCCAACUAAAGUUCUUAGCGCCCCUCGUAAAUCACUGAAUCUGGUUGAUUCUCCUCAACCUCUUCUUAAAAAGUUGCCAGAAGAUGAUGUCCAGUGGCCCCGAGACGACCAUGGCGACUUGGACUGUGAGAAACUGGUGGAGCAACUGAAAGAGUGUUCGAAUUUACAGGACCAAGCAGACAUUCUGUACAUUCUGUAUGUUAUCAAGGGCCCCACCUGGGACACAAAUCUCUCUGGACAGCACGGGGUCACCGUUCACAACCUACUCAGCGAGCUCUAUGGCAAAGCGGGCUUGAACCAGGAAUGGGCUUUGAUCCGCUACAUCUCAGGCCUGCUCAGGAAGAAAGUGGAGGUGCUGGCCGAGGCCUGCACAGACCUGCUGUCACACCAGAAGCAGCUGACAGUGGGCCUGCCCCCUGAGCCCCGAGAGAAGAUCAUCUCUGCUCCCCUGCCCCCCGAGGAGCUCACAAGACUCAUCUAUGAAGCCAGCGGGCAAGACAUCAGCAUCGCUGUCCUCACUCAGGAGAUCGUGGUAUAUCUGGCCAUGUACGUCAGGGCCCAGCCCAGCCUCUUCCUGGAGAUGCUCAGGCUCCGGAUCGGACUGAUCAUCCAGGUGAUGGCCACGGAGCUGGCGCGGAGCCUCGACUGUUCAGGAGAAGAGGCUUCGGAAAGCUUGAUGAACCUCAGCCCUUUCGAUAUGAAAAGUCUCCUACACCAUAUUCUCAGUGGGAAAGAAUUUGGUGUUGAAAGAAGCAUGCGACCUAUCCACUCGUGCACGUCCAGCCCUGCCAUCUCCAUCCACGAGGUGGGGCACACCGGUGUCACCAAAACGGAGAGGAGCGGCAUUAGCAGACUGAGGAGUGAGAUGAAGCAGAUCACUAGACGGUUUAGUGCUGACGACCAGUUCUUUUCUGUGAACCAGGCCAUGUCCACCAGCAUGUACUCUUCCAAGUCCACGAGGUCCAGCACCCCGUCGUCCCCCACGGGCACAUCAUCCACGGACUCCGGGGGCCAUCACCUGGGCUGUGGGGAGCGGCAGGGUCAGUGGCUGCGGCGGAGAAGGCUGGACGGGGCCAUCAACAGGGUUCCCGUGGGCUUCUACCAGAAGGUGUGGGAGAUCCUCCAGAAGUGCCACGGUCUGUCCAUCGAUGGUUAUGUACUGCUGUCCUCAACGACAAGAGAGAUGACCCCGCAGGAAAUCAAGUUCGCAGUGCACGUGGAGUCGGUGCUGAACCGAGUGCCGCAGCCCGAGUACCGGCAGCUGCUGGUGGAGGCCAUCCUGGUGCUGGCGCUCCUGUCGGACUCGGACAUGGACAGCAUCGGCGGCAUCAUCCACGUGGACCAGCUCGUGCACUCGGCCAACCAGCUCUUCCUGCAGGACCAGAUAUCCAUGGGGGCCACGGAGACCCUGGAGAAAGACCAAGCCACCGGCAUCUGCCACUUCUUUUACGACAGCGCCCCAAGUGGGGCUUACGGGACAAUGACCUACCUGACCAAGGCCGUGGCCUCUCAUUUGCAGGAACUACUGCCCAACUCUGGCUGCCACAUGCAAUAGGGCUUCGGUGCUCGGGCCUCAGUGCUCGGAGUCGUUCAUCUGUCCCAGCCUCUGCAGGAGCUUGGCGCUGUUCCCCUCAGUCCCCUGUGCUGUCUCCCGAACACAUCCCAUCACCAGGAGACAGCAGCUGCUCCUGGCACCCGGGGGCCCUAUCACCGUAUUUGAGGUCUGCCAGUGUGAGGCGCCCUGGCAUCUCGCAUGCGGAGUGAACCGAAUCACCAGCUUAAGUCAGUUCUUCCAGCGUGGUAUGAAAACAGGCUCGAUGAGCUUGUGACACAGCUGAAGGAUGCAGAGAUGCUUCCAGAAGCAGUGGCUAGGAGGGCGGGCCUUGACCGGGUGUGUCUCAGGGUGCAGCCUGUCUGUGGACCCAGCGCUUAUCCAAAUAGAGGGAGUCUCUCUGCAGACUCGGGCCUUGUACCUCACUCCUUUGGUCUGCUGAUUGUCUGACCUAGCCACCUUCAGGUGACAGAAAACGCUCUCUCGCUAAGAUGUAGAAAAUCGAGCCCCUGUUAGCUGUAACCCGUGGUCCUCCAGGACCAUGAAUUCGGGAUUUUUCCUUCCGUAUAUCUACAGCCCACGUCUUCCAGUGUCUAGUCGAGAAGGAGACAAAUGGUGAUGCAGGACUCAACCUCCUUACGACUGGGUCAAACUUCGGGUGCAGGUUGCGAGUAUGUGGAAGGUCUUGGUGGCCACCCGGGCAGCACCAGGGCCCUCAGGAAGAGAGGAUGCUUGUGCACAGUGCUCCCUGCUCUGACCGAGGUGGGCGGGCCAGCGGGGAGCCCUCUGUGGAAGCUUCCAGCCUUGAUGGUAGAGGAGCAAGGGCUCCCCUGUUUGCUCAGGUCCCGGCAAAUGGACUUUCCUCCAGGCAUUGUUUGGCCAGGGGAAGGGGACAUUUCUGGCCAUGAAGCACCUUGAAAGGCAGUCAGUCCCCUGGGACCUCAUGGGGGCACUGGCUGGGUGAGCGUGAGGGUGACCUUGGUGACAGCACUGUCACUGAAACAUGCGCAUUGGCUGGGUGGACAGACGUUGCUACGAAGGAGGAAACCGCAUGCUCUGUGGGGACCCUUGGUGCUUAGCGCCCUCAGCAUCCGGUUGCUGUCAGAGCUGUCUUUUCUAGAAGCCUGUUCUGGGGCCAAGACGGCCUUGCCUGCCUGCUGAGAGCCCCUACAGGGGAAGGCACUUGCCUUGCGUGCAUCCCACCCCGGUCUGAUUCUCCACACCCCUUAUGGCCCCCCGAGCAGCAGCGGGCAUGACCAGACACCAAACCCAAACCAAACCCACAAAUUCUUCUCUUUGCUCUUGGAAGACAGUCGAGAACCCAACUCUGCCCUGGCCUCGGCCGUAUUCUUGGAGAGCAGCGGCCUUUCUUGGCUGAGGCACAGAAAGCUGGGGAGAGAAGAAGCCCCCAGAAUGCCAGCGCUCCUUCUUCAGCGCCCUGCAGCACCCCAUGCGCCUCCCCUUCACCUGCUUUCUCGGGAAUGCCAGCACCAAGGCCUUUCUCCUCAGAUCCUAGAUCCGUCAGUACCCGCUGAACGCUUUGGGGACACAAAAGGGAUGAAGGAUAGCAGAUUUCUGUGAGGUGGGGACACCAGCAAGGGGGCAUGACCAGGUGCGGCUCCACUGUGCGCUGGCACAAGUAGGUGACUCCUACAGAAACUCCUGCUGCAGGGCGUAGAGCCGGGUAGCCUGCUACGCCAAAGGCCCCCAGCUCCUGCAGCGCAAUCCCAGAGACACCCCCCCUUCCCACGGAAGUCCGUUUGCUCCCUGGGAGAGCCCCAGCCAACCACGCUGGGCGUCAACCUUUUCCCAUGCCUUGUGUUUGGUGUCAUGACGGACUCCGGUGGGCCUGAUGAGGCAGGUCUCCAAGUCAUAGAUGCUCCUCGGGCGAAGGUUGCAGAAGCCCCUCGGCUGCCCGCAGUGAGCCAGGCACUGAUUGGGAGCGCUCACCUGCCCGCAGAGGACGUGCAGAGCGGCAGAUGCGGUGUCUGGGCUCACCCACCGAGAAGCCGGCCAGGAGAAGCGUCGCAAUAAGCAGUUCCGCUGAGGCUUUGAUUCCCUCCUUUGAAACCUCUUUCAAAUGGAGGCCUGAAAUAGCCCCACAUUUCCCCAGGCACCAGGCUGUCAGCUUCAAAGCACGAGAACAGGCUUCUGAGGGCUGAUCCCUUGUGCAAGCAGCUGAGGCCCACGCAGAGCAGAGGAACAGUUUGGGGUGAGGGGUGGGGGGUAAGAGGCUCUGUCUUUCCACCACCCGGGUCUUGAGAACUAGGCUUCCGCGUGGCUCCUCUGCCACAAUGGAGUCAGAAACCAGUUUGGACCUGGCUGUGUGUGUGUGUGUGUGUGUGUGUGUGUGUGUGUGUGUGUAGGGGGUUCUGCCAGGGACAGACAUUUCUUUCCAAGCCCUCUCCCAGCAGAAGGGCCCGGUUGAAUCCAACCAAUCGAACAGCCGUCCUUCUGCAUCCCCCACCAACACAACCUGGCACAGUUACUGAGGCUCUGUGUGCCUCCAUUUGCUCAUCUGUAGAAUGGGCAAGAGGCCUACAGACGGAUGCGAGAGGAACCCCGCCCUGCCUAUGGCUGGUAGAACUUGAGAGGCUCCCAAUCACAGGAAGCCAGAUAUGUCAGAUGGCACCCUGGGCAAGGCCGGGGAGCCCGGCCAGGCUGUCCUGGUCAGGGCAGGGGCUCGGGAGCUGGACAACUAUCAGGCUGUCGACUGGAGGUUUUGCAGCUCCUCUGAGGGGCCCACGAGGGGAGGGAGAGACGGAAGCAUAUUAGCUGCCUGCACAGAGGGGGCGGGGGGGUGAGGGGGGAGUGCCAGGAAGUCCCGGAGCCCGGACCUCCCUUGGGAGCAGGGAGGGACUUGACGGAGAGGCUGGCUUCCUCAGCAAAGGUCAGCAGUGUCCCCUCCCAGCGCCCUGACCUUGCCAGUUGCCGUUUGGCUUUCGAAGCCAUCUGUUCAGCUGCCCUGCGCCAUGCCACUCGCACAGGCCUGCUGUUCCCUGGCCUUGGCCACUGCAGUCUGCUCCGGAGGGUAAGCAGUGCCCGCAGCCACCCUCUCGCCCCCCCCAUGGCCUUCUGCCAGCCAUGGGGAGGCAGAGAGUGCUUCGGAGCCUAACGCCUGGACGCUGUGAUGGUUUGGGAGAGGGGAAAGUUCCAUCCCCCCAGCAACUGUGUGUUUUUUGAAGGAACAUAUGUGCCAUGCUGGCACCAACGCCUUCUUAGAGGGGAAUCGUUGGAACCAAUGAACUCUGAAGUCAUGUGAUUCGCCCUCUGCCUCACUGCAAUGUGCUGAUGAUUCCGAAAGAGGAAUGGCUGGGAAAGCGUUUCUGGGGGCCUCCCGUGGGCUGGGCAUGGCGCGGCGCCAGCAGGAGGGGCUGUCCUGGAGGCUGCUGGGAAGGCGCCCCUCUGUGCCAGGACCCCCUCCCCCGCCUCCAGGCACGCCGCUGUCCUACCGGGCCUGCCAACCUGCUCCACCCCGCAGCCCGGGCAGCUGCACCCGUCUCCCAGCAGCGAGGCCGCCCAUGGUCCCCUCCUGCUGGUGCCACCCACGGGACACUUGCCACAGAGACAUCCCUGACACUGGCUCUGCUCUCUGCUGGUGCCCGACAGGAGCUAGGCUAAGUCACGUCCUCACUACUGUCCGGGUCUGCCCCCAGGGGCUCCCGGGCUCCCCCAGCCCCGCAGAUGUCACUAGCAUGAGUCACUGUCACCGAGGAGGUCUUAGCACCGCUGCUCUUUUAAAACGAGGUGCAGAGGCUUCGCCUCACACCUCUGCCUGGCAGCCCAGGUGUGCGGCAUCCAUCCACGCAGGGACAAGCGGUGGCAGAGGGGAAGAUGGGUAGCUGAGCGCUCCUCCUUCUAAGUGCACUGGGGUCAGCUUCGUCAUGUGGGGGCUCCCCCAGAGCCAGGAAGGCGGUUCCAAAGUCAAGCGGGGCCAAACGAGGCAUCGCUAAGGCCGGGAAGAGAGGGAACCUGGGCGCCCCACACAGCACUAGUGGGGCUGUGCCGUGAGAACUGACCUUGUGUUUGUCCUUUGCGGAAGGACACGCUUCUGUGAGGAGGGGCGCAGGGAGCUGCCAGGAAGUGUGGGGCCUCCCAGGGGGGCUCCCCUGGGCAGCGGAGGGGUGCGCUUUGGCAGAGACAUGACUACGGGGGCCUGCGUGCCACCCCGCCCCAGCAGCCCAGCCCCCUCGGCCUUCUCCUGGACGCUGAGUGGCAGCCCAUCUGGGACAAGACGCAAAUGGCUGUCACAUCUUCCCUUCUAAGUCUUUAGCCAGCUGGGGGAUUUAAAAAGAACGACUUGGAACUGAUCCGAGGAUUAAGCCUCUCCUGCCGGGGUGAAUAAUUACCCCCAGCUGUCCCCAGGAUCUGUCCCCGAGCCCGUGCCAGCACCCCCGGGCCUCUCAGGCUGCACACAGGGAGACAGGUGAGGGCUCCCUCGGCCUCGCCUUCGCCUCUUUAGCCACAGGGACCCCCGCCGCCGCCGCCAGACCCCCCGACACACCAGAGACAGCCCUGCUGGGGAAUCCUGACAGCAACCGUCAGAGCUGCCACCACCCGGAAGCCUGGGGUACACAUACGAGCACACACAUGUGUCCAUGCAUGCCCCCCCGCCCCACCGGGAGGCUGGAGAUCAGCUUGGCGCUGCCGGUGCUCAUUUGUGGCAGUCCGCCCUGGGAGGGAAAGUACAUGGCACAAGUCAUGAGGAGGAGGAGCUCCAAAUUGGGGUGCAUUGUGGGGAGAAGGGGUCACUCUGGGCACGGGGGCCAGCGGAGACUUGCCAGAAAAGCAGCAGCUGGAGCUGAGAGGGAUGCAGGGGGGCUUGUGUCCUCCACAUAACGGGUAGGGGCGCACGGCAGUGGUCAAGGCCCAGGAGGCUGAGAGGCCGAGCUGGGGAGGCCUGAUCCCUCUCCAGGCUGUAAGUGGAUGUGUACUCAGAUGCGUGCCGUGCCAGGCCGUGUGAGAGCCACCGCCAAGAAGAAAGCAAAAGAAGGCAGAGAGGUGGGGAGGUGGGGUCUGUGGGGUGCUAGAGGAGAUCCUGAUAAGGGAGGGGUCCCUUGGGGGCUGGAGAAACAGUACAAAAGGCCUUGGGUGCGGUGGGAGGGCACCCCUCCCCCGCCCACAGUUCCCUCCAGCCGCCACCAGGGGUCACUGCUGAGCACAGAGCCUGGACUAGUUCCUGUGCACCACUGGGUGUGACCCAAAAACCCAAUUAAAAAUAAACUUUUUAAAAGGCAGGGUUACCUUAGGACCUGAGUCAGGCAGUGCCCAGGGAAGAACGGCAGGUAGAAGGGAAAGUCAGAGCACAAGCCUGAGGCCUAUAUUACCCCGGGAAAUAUUUGCCCAGUAACAGUGAA